AUGAAAGAAUGUGGGAGCGUUUGGAAUGAAACUGGUUUAAUUUUUUCUGAAAAAGAAGGAAGAGCCUGGUUUGCAGCUUUUGUCAUCGCGUUUAUUGUCGUCCUUUUAUUGAAUGCUUUCACUCUCGACAUCUACACAAGAAACCGCCACUUACGCAAGACCAGUACGUAUCUGAUUAUAAACCUGACUGUGGCCGAUUUACUGAUAGGAACCGUGACCGGAGCUUCACUGCCAGUAUUCAAAGCAGACUUGGAGAGCGGGAACUUGACAAUUGAAUCCGUACAGGAUUUUAAUUGGCAAUCAUUCGUGCAUCUCACAUUACAAGGGAGUUUCGUAGUUGCUUCAUUAGCAAAUAUUUCAUUGAUUUCUUUAGAGAGGUUACACGCAACAGUUUUCCCCUUUAGGCAUUGUCUUGUUGGCACACGGGUUUACCUCGCCAUUAUUUUGUGUAGUUGGUUGUUCUCCUUGAUUUUGUCAUCUGUCCUUGCCCUUCUUUAUUUGCACGAAUCGCCGGCUCUUCUGUAUGUCUAUACAUCUUACUGUUUUCUCAUCAUUUUCAUUCUCACAGUUUCAUAUGCUAUAAUCAUCUCAACUGUAAAAAACAAUCCUCCGUCCCCUAAUGCUCAACCAGUUCUUUCAACAGAGAGGAAACUAACGGUGACUUUAUUUAUAGUUAAUGUGGCUUCUAUUCUGACCAUUCUUCCUUGGGUUAUUUGGAAUGUUAUCGGCCAUCACAUAGCGGGAAAUAAAUUAUGCCCUGCAGUACUUUCCCACAUCCAUUACUCGUUUAAUUUACUCUAUCUUUUCAAUUCUAUAGUCAAUCCGCUUAUAUAUGCCGUAAGAAUGCAAGAGUUUAGGAAGGCAGCAAGGAAACAUUUUUUACUAAGACACUAGGAUUGACGCGUGCCAAACCCAUUGAAGUUCUUACAUUAGGUUUACCACGCUAUACCUGUAAGGAAAGAAUGUAAGAAAUGGGAGAUCUCCUUAGAAAAGCUCUAACGAGCUUGCUGAGGCCUUCUUGCCACUACAUAUCAUUUGUAAUCUUAAAUGUUAGACAGACAUGAGUGGCCAAAAAAAAAAGAAGUCAAAAGAAAAGAAAAGAAAACAAUUAUGAUUAAGAAAAUAAUAAGCAUACUGCCGUGAUCGACAUUGUUGGAAAACAAAAUAUGACGCUUAACUUGACCUUUCGUUCAACAUUUAACUUCAGGAGGAAAUAUUUUGGCUGCAACUUUUGCAUUUCCUUACGCAUGUGUGCCUCAAUACUCACUGUCUCUUUGAUGUUAGUAAUAAUUUCAAAUGUCGAGGAAUAUAAUUCUGAUUUCAGUGUGAUGGUUUACCCUAGCUUUUUCAGCCGAUGAUCACAAUCAGCAUUUAAGAGGGAAUGUGAAGAAAACCACGGCGAAUGACAAAUUAUCUUAAAGACGCAAAAUUGUGUCUAAAUUAAAAAGUUAAAAUUUCGCAUGCCUUAAGUCUCACCCUGUUUUAUUUUUAUAAGAAUCAUGUACCAUGCUCCGAGGUAACUCGUUUCCACAUUCUUAAUUUGCGCCUGAUUGGUAUGUAGCGCCAACAUGGCCAAUACUUGGGGAGACCACAAUGUAUACUCAAUUUAGAAGACCAUCUUAGUACAUUAAGAUAAAAUAAAACUGAAUGAAAAAGAAAAAAUCGUAUAACGAAAUAAGAACCUAUGCAACCUAUGUUGAUAUUCUUAAAAUUUCCUCUCAUUAUUCAAAACGGCUUACGCGUUUUGGGUCCUGUGGUCCGAAACGUCACAGAAAAGCAUUGAGACCGAGAAGGCCAAGGCAGACGGUACUACAAGGACAGCACUACAAUAGGCCACUUUCAAUAGAUCAGAAUUAAUCAUAAAAAUAAGUUCUAGAGGACACAAACAAAAAUAAGAUAAUUAACAGUUAAUGAAUGAGGCGGAGUAUCUUAUGAAGAAUUAUGGAGAUUGAGGUGGGUGUUAUCCGUCGAGGCCGUACGCCGAAGCGGAUAACACCCUCCGAGAUCUGCAUAAUUCUUCAUAUGAUACGAAAGCCGAAUUCAAUAACUGUUUUAUUAUUCAUUCAAAAUAAUUCCUAGUUUAAAAACAUAGCUAAAACAUGCUUACCUCUAUCGAUCCAUCGAUGUUUAGUUCAUCUUCGAUAGUGUACGUUAGGUUUGUCCAGCUCCGCAAAUAUUCUCCAAAUAGCAGAUGUCGCUCUCCGAGUUGUCUUCUUGCUGUUCUUGACAUGUUUUUAGCUAUUUUUUCGCCUAGUUCUUACUCUUGAAACGAGUGAAAUGUCCGCCAUUUUUUCAAGUUCACAACUCAACCUCGUCCCCAGGUCUUCUCGGUUAACGGUGCCUUAAACUGCGAAAACGCUGCAUUUUUGACGUCAUUUCCUCGUUAAAGUAAAAUUUCUUCCAAAUUUGGUCAUCAGUAACUGGUUAUGGGGAAUUAAACGUGUGCUUUUAGCCAAUAAGAAUCGGGGAAAUAUUUUGAAUGAAUAGUAAGAUGAGAUAAGCCACUAUAUUUAACGAGGGUUACACGUGACACUAAUUAAAAUUACUGAUAAACUUGUGGCCCUCUAAAGAUAAAUAUGCCAAUAAAUAAAUAAAUAAAGGAAUAAAGGAAUAAACAUAUAUAUUAUUCAAUUUUUUGUUUCAAGCGUCCAUAGACUCCCCAUCAUGUUGAAUGUUAUAAUACUGGAAAUAGGUUUAUUUUGGUAAAGAAAAGUCGAAAUAUUUAUUUUGUUAAACUCGCAUGUUGACAUUUUCAGAAGCGCAGGGCGUGGCAUAAAGUUAGUUAUAAUAAUAAACAGCAAUAAGAUAAAAGCAAGCAUGAAAUAGUUCUAAGAAAGAAACGAAUAGCAACUCAACUCUGGGCAAAGUUGGUUUCUAAUUAAGAAAUCUGAAGGUUUUGCGUCUUAGUCAACUUGCCAUUGCUUACUUAUUAUGGUUAAACCGCCGCUUUGAAAGCUUUUUUAAAAUUGACUUCAUCUGUUGUUUGGCUCCCAAAGGGAUAUUACUGCAUGUGUAAUAACCUCUCUCAAAUAAGCAGGUGUUGCAUUUAUUAGGCUGUGAUGGACAUUGGUGUUGUAAGACAGAAAAUUUCGCCUGUUUAUCUUGUACUAAGUUCCUUUAAGAAGUUACGCACAAUUCUAAAUUCUGGCGAUAAUCAGUCAAAAACAGAGAAAAGGAGACAAGGAAAUUAAACAUUUUUACCACAGCAGACUGUAAACGAGUUCACUUUUCGACCGUAAGUGUUGAUACGUCGUUUUUCUACUGAUUCUAUUGUUACUUGUAUAAUCACUCGCCAUACAUUGUCGAUUGAUCCUGUUGAAAGGUUUCCUAGAAAUAGAACAAUACUCAUUUUAUGAGAUCGGAAAACGAAACGUAUUUUACUUGAAACUUUGUCUUUUUAUCAUUAACAGUAAGAAAUCAUUUGCCCAAGUUACUGAUGCUAGUUAUUCUUGGAAUUCUAUCAACGUGGUUUUCCAGUCCCUUCCUAUUUAGCCUGCGAGAAGGAAAGGAGGAAGAGCUUGCAACUACGUCUCUGGAAGUAAUUUUGAAUUUUACGUCCAAUUCCCCUGUGGUUCCCCAUCAACUGAACUGUCAAAUUUCCGUCAAUUACCACGAAACUGAAACAAGCGCGAAUGUAAACAAACAUUGAAAAACAGGUGCCAAGGGUAAUGACGUCAUUACUGAUUUCAUCUCUGCCAAUCUGCAUUUCGCAUCGACGUUUAAUUUUCGAUGCAGAUAUUCAAAUUCCAGAGACUUAAUUUCAAGCUCUCCUUCCUUUUGCCACCCCUUCGCCAGAGCGCCCCGGAGAGCUUGCUCGGAGGCUACUUCUCAGUAUACCCAAGCGCGCCCCAAUAACAAAUGGUAUCGUCUGUUUCUAUUUUCCACAUUCUAGCUCUAACUGCUCAAAUAAUUCGACCUCCAAGCUCGGUAAGCCUUCUCAAAGGUAGCUUAUAUCCGUGGCACCGGUCAAACAGGAAAGCCGGAAGUCAAAAUCAGUAAUCGAAAGUAGUGAUCAAUAGACAAAUUUUAGCUUUCUAUCGUCUAUUACGAAGAAAAGCGAAACCGAAACGCUUAAUUUAUUGUUUGCCAUAAUAUUUACAAACUGAAAGCAAGAAAUAAGUUGUUACAUAUUGAAAAAGCUAAUGUCGAGUUAACCCAAGGUAGGCCACGUGAGCUUAUAAAGAGUAGGCUCCCUCAAUUUAUUAUUCUAACGAAGUAAAGGGAACAUUAUUUUUUGGCUCAGGUUACAGGUGACGUUUGUUUUAAUACCUAAUUCCCAUUUUGCGAUACAUCAAUGUAAGAUUAACCUCUUUAUUCGUGUGGACAGUAUUUGGCGUGCUCGGUAGAACACUCGUCAAGGCCGUUUAUUGGAAAACUGAGACAGAAUCCUUUCAUUGGUUCCAAAUAAUUUUAUUGUUCUCUCUUUCUCAUAUGUUUAUUCAGAAAGACUGCGCCUCACAUUAACAUGCUGUUUGUUUGUAUUCUAUCAAGGAAAACUUCCUAUAAAAAGAAGGAUAACAACCGUCACUGUAACACUGAGUGAAAAUGAAAGAAUGCUUGAUCGUUUGGAAAGAAACUGGAGUAAUUUUUUCUGAAAAAGAAGAAAGAGCCUGGUUUGCAGCUUUUGUCAUCGAGUUUAUUGUCAUCUUUUUACUAAAUGCUUUCACUCUCGCCAUCUACAUAGGAAACCGUCACUUACGCAAGCGCAGUACGUACCUGAUAAUAAAUCUGACUGUGGUUGAUUUACUGGUGGGAAUAGUGACCGGAUCUUCGAUAAUAUUCGAACCAGACAACCUGGCGAGGGAUCUGGGUCUUGAACAAGAUUUUAGUUGGCAAUCAUUCGUUUAUCUCACAUUACAGGGGCUUUUUUUAGUCGCUUCAUUAGUUAAUAUUUCAUUGAUUUCUCUAGAGAGGUUAAACGCAACCGGCUUUUCCCCUUUAGGCAUUUUCUUGUUGGAAAAAGGGUUUACCUAAUCAUUAUUUUGUGUAGUUGGUCGUUUUCCUUGGUUUUGUUAUCUGUUAUUGUCCUUCUUGAUUUGCGCCUAUCGCCUGCACAUCUGUAUGCCAUUUUGUCGUACUCUUUUUUCUCCCUUCUCAUUCUCACAGUUUCAUAUGCUAUAAUCAUCUCAACUGUCAAAAAAAAAAAUUCUCUUCCGCCUAAUGCUGGACAAGUUCUUUCAACAGAAAGGAAACUAACGGUGACUUUAUUUAUAGUUACUGUGGCUUUUUUUCUGACCAUUCUUCCUUGGAUUAUUUGGACUGUUAUCCACUACCACAUAUGGAGUAAAGUACACGUAGGCCCUGCAGUACUUUACCGCAUCACAAACUCGUUUUUCGUACUACACUUUUUCAGUUAUAUGGUCAAUCCCCUAAUAUAUGCAGUAAGAAUGCAAGAGUUUAGGAAAGCAACCAGAAAAUGGUUUUGUUUUAAAACACUAGAACUAGCGCGAGUCCAACCCAUGGAACCUCUUACAUUGUAUGUACGUACUCAAGCAAUACCUGUUGAAGAAAGAACAUAAGAAAUGUAGAGUUUCUUAGAAAAGCUCUAACAAGAUUGCAGAGGUCUUCUUGCCUAGAUGUCUUUUGUUAUCUUCAAUCAAUGUAAGAAAGAUAUGAGUGGCGAAAUAAUAAACAAUGAAAUGAAAUUUAAGGUAGUCAUUAAAAAAUAGCACGCAAACUGAGUUGAUAAACAUUGUUGGACAACAAAAUAUAACAUUAAACUUUAUUGCCUCCGCAGGGAUUUCGCCCAGAAGGAAAUCCCGAGGAGGCACUCUAGUAACUCGCACGUAUAUUAAGGAAAGUACUUACAGUUGAAAUAUAAAGUCAUACAGUCAAUAUAGAAAAAAUCUCGAGUUGCUUGAACACGGGCCGCUAGGAAUUGGUAGGUAAUUUUGACCAAGUUUAAUCGCUGGUUGUUGACUGAACAUGAUAUAUAGUGAAUAACUAACUUAAGUUUUCAUAAAGACGUAAAUUGUGUGUGUUUAUCAUGUAUAUAGCCUGAUGGUUUUUCGCUUCCACAUAUAUCGACACAUAGUUAUUAAAUUCCGCUUAUAGCUUGGGCUGUAGCGUCAAAUUUACCUGGAGAUAAUUAUACAAAAAAUAACAAAAUAGCAAACUAUGCGCCUUUCUUGAUGUUCUUAAAAGAGACUUCCUAAGUACCGAAGCAUCAUUGUCAUUCGAUUCCUUCAAAAUAUAUCUCCGUUUUUGAUUGGCUCAGAUCCCACGGUUUAUUCUAAAUAACCAGCUAGUGUUGAACAAAUUUGGAAGAUGUUUUAGAUAUCCGGAAUAAAAUGUUAAUAAAACAGGGUAAUCACCAGAAAAAGUGUAGGAACCGAGAAGUCCUGGGGACGAGGUUUCGUUGUUUUGGUGAAGCAGUAAAACCGUGUAGAAAGUAGUGGAACAGCUUUGGGAAGAAGAAGUAGCCGAACUACUUCCUGAAAGCAUAGCAAGAACAGCACGCAUACAACUCGAAGGACAACUGCUACUUGAAGGAUAUCUGCAGAACUAGACAUCCCUUUUUAUUAAAAACUGAAUCAUUGGAUAAUGCAAUUCUAGAGCUCUGAUUGGCUCAGCCAUCAUGGUAAUUUUGCCAUUUUAAUAUGCUCUCCAAGUUUUGUAACUGUACGCGUCUGCUCAAAAUUAAAAACAAUAUUUAUAUUCUGUGGGCGUUUUUAAUGAAACAAUUAUUCCACUCGCACUAGUUGGAUAUGAGAUGAUUAUAGCCAACUCGGCGCUACUCGCCUCGUUGACUUACUACCUUGAGUAAUUGUUAAAUAUCCUAAACUUGCUCUGAAACAGGCAAAUGAGGAAUGGAACUUAACUUCGAGGUAAGAAUGUUUAGGUUGUUUUUAAACUAGGAAUUAUUUUAAAUCAAUAUUAAAACAAUUCUGAAUUAUAAUCUGAAGAAUUAUGCAGAUCUAGGAAGGUGUUAUCCGCCUCUUCGGAAAAUACCUUUUAAGUUAGCUUCUCGAUCUCCAAAACUCUUCACAUCAUACUCAGCCUUAUCCAAUAAUUGCUAAAUUAAUGGUUCCGAGAGUCCUCUUUUACAUUUUCGUCUUCACUUCUUUAUUAUUAUCAUUUUACCAGCCUAAAAAGGAAGAGUAAUUAUUAAGUUCAUGUUUACUAAAAGUUGCAUAAAUUUCACCUGCUCAUCUAACCUGUUUUCCAAGCAGGGAUCAAAUUUAUGACGAAGAUGACUGCCUACACGUGAGUUUCCUCGAAGAAUUACUCAUAUAAGAAAAGAAGAAGGCUAAAGUGAGUAACUAUCUCUAGAGGAAACAACUAGUUUAAUCAAAAGAUGAGUGUCUACAGUGACUUCUGUGCUAGCCUGGAAGUAAUAGGGCGCAAGAAAGAACGGGGCGCGGGCCUUUUAUUUCUAAGCAACUGUUACGCAGGCUACUUCUGUGCAAUUCUGGGAUGAUCAUUCGUGUUCUUCUAUAACUAAGGGAUAUUCCGAAGAAGGACCGGCGCCUGCCCCUAAUUCACAACUGCGAUGCGGUCAUGUUAACUCAUUUAUCCUUCCCUAAAAGAGACAUUAAAUACAUGGUCGAUUAUAUUGCGUGUUAUUCUUUCAAGAUAACAAGUUACAAGAAUAUUUCCGUUCGAGCCCAGCUACUAUAACUGAUUAACGCAGAAUUUUUUCUCCAUAUGUCGACGCUAUUUGAUAAUAAUAAUUAGUUAGGGUUAGAGAUGAAUAUUUCUAAGCUGAAUUAAACGGUUUAAAGACGUUUUAUCAGUUUUUUAGCAAGCGGAAUCAAGAAGAGGAUUUUCUGUGAGGGUACUUGAAAAGCACCUGUUAUAUGCAGUAUGGAGUUGAAGGCUGUUUAGACAGUGUAUGUCAAAGGUAUCUAUGACAACCACAGCUUACCUACGGUAGUAUUAUCAUAAAUCGUUCUAAGGAAUAGGUUCUCCUAUCUGUUUGAGGACGUUCAUUUUGGUAAGGGCUAUGAGGAUUUUUCAGUCGGAAAAACAUUUCACGGGUGGCCCCUAAUCGAACCUAUAUUUUACACUGACCCAAUCCCCCCUCCAUAAAAAUAGACUUUCAGUGGAUAGAAUGUAGCAUAGCCCUCCCCACCCCUCUAUACUCAGAAACCUUCUGCACCAGAAAGUUUUAUUCAACUUUCACACGGCACCAAAGUAUGGCAAAAAACCUAUCCGAUAUGUGACGCUCCACUUUCGAGAUCGGCGUGGCUCAGCUUCGCUCCAGCAAAGAAAUCGCGCCGCCACAAUCGCCCAACUGUUGAUUUCAGAGACGAUUUGCUGCAGGGUAUCGGUAUUAGACAAAUAAUUUUGUCAUAAUGCUCGCCGGACCAGUCUACAUACAUAGGGUUUUAAAAUGAGGAAAAGCAGGCUUAAUAUAAGAUGGGCGGUGCAUAAUUUAUUCAUUUACCACAAAUUUGCUUUUUAUUUUUGUGCUUUUUUUCUUUUAGUUUCUACUCAGUCUUAAUUUGUAUAAAGUUAUGAUAGGUUCUAUGGCCGCGUUACUUUCACCAUGGUUCUAUACCGUCCUAUCUGCAACAUAGCUGAGAAACCGGAAUAUAUUUUCUUUUCACUAACAUCUUAACUUGGGAGCACGCUUCAUCAAAAAUGAUAAUGGACGAAUGUCAAGACACCAAUAAAACUGUUUGCCAAAUUCACGAAGGAACCUCUUUUUGCUUUUAGAGGAAACGCGCAAGGAGAGCGAGAUUGCUUAACAAAUAAUAAUAUAUUGAUAAACUUAUAAGGAAGAUUAUUAGUAAAAAUACAGAGUUCAGAGAGCUGGACUUAAACUGAAGAGACAACAGCUCAGUAAAGGAUGAAAUGAUAUAUUAAACUUUGUUUUCGAGGAAUUUAAACCAAAUGAUUUUGCAUAUAAUUCACCUGUUCAUUUUAAUUCUCUAAAUUUGGGCUAAUUUAUUGCGAAAUAAAUGCAAAAAGUUGAACUCUAACAAACGAAGCAGUGUAUUAAAAAAAUAUAGGACACGGAUAUAAUCGGUAAGUUUUAAGUCCAAGGGCCCAAAAGAAGUUAUGAGUUCUUUACGUGUUUUCUUUUUGUUCUACGAUAGUCAGAGAUACACAUGAUGUGAAGCAAAAUUUUAAAGGGAUAUGGUUUUUGGCGGAUUUCGAGGAUUUUCUAAACGGAUUCAUGACAUGAAAGCCAAAAAAAAUCAAAAUGAAGCGUUACGCCUAGAUAUUUUCUCGUUAACUACGACUACGAAUUUUAAGUUUCAGUCCUGUUAUAUUCUCACAACUAACUCAAAAAGGAUAGGCAGGAUGGUACAGAUGGUGUACUACCUAAAAAGUGAUUAUCAAAAGCACACGGGCUGCGUUUGAAAAGUCAUGCCCGUACUUGUAGUAUCAUGAGCGUAGUCUUAUCUAAAGGUUCGUAUUAAGUAACUUUGGCCCGUUUCAAACGUCGUGCUACUACCGUGCCGAACUCAAUUGAUCGAAUUAAAUUCGAGUUUAGCACGUCAGUAGCUCGACGUUUGAAACCAAGUCGUGCUACUGCCGUGUACAAACGUCGUGCUAUCGCCGUGCCGAACUCAAUUCAUAAAUCAUAAAUACAUUAGAACACAUUUAAAGGCUUGUCAAACCGUUUCUUUAUUUUUCUAUUUUGUUUUCGGCAACAGCCGUUCUAUUCGACUGAAUUAAAUUCGACGUCUGACACCAAGUAGUGCUAUUGUCGUGCUGCAGUCCAGCUACAGUCGAGCCAGCUUAGCACAGCAGUAGCACGACGUUAAAAGGCCUUAAAAGCGUGCAAGCCUCGAAACGUUUCUGGCACGAGGAGUUUCACCACGUUUUUGGUUAAACAUAUGAACAAAUGGCAGGGGGGAUAGCGCCGCCGUAGCUUUGAACUCCAUUUCGACGAUUUUAUGGCAAACGGAAAAUAUGAAUUAAAAUAACAACCUCUACGAAUUGCCAGAUCAGUCGUACCUAAAAUAUGGCCAAGGCUCGUGUCUUAUCCACAACUGUGGAAUCCACGAUUUUGCAAAAAUUUGUACCCGCAAAUCGCAGACAGGUAGUGUGAGCAAUAAACUCCCGCCUAAAUUUCAAGCCACAAGGCACCCCUCAAUUGCUUUUACAGUAUAAGUGACCCUAAACUCGCACAAAUAGACAGACCGAUAGACAGAUUUUAGCUAUCGAUCGUCUAUAUUUACGAAGAAAAAUAUAAAACAAAAGCUUAGUUUUGUCAUUAUUUAGCUCAAAUUUCGGAACAUCGUAAUUCUAUUUGACCUGAUGUAUUACUUGUCAUAGAUAUGGGAGGGUAAAUGCAUAUGCCUCCUUCCCAUUUAGCGAUAUAUCAAUGCAAGAUUAACUUUUUAUUUAUGAAUACUUUGCUUUAGAUGAAAAUAUAGCAGUUUUCUUGGUUUGCUAGGAGUACUCGGUAGGACAUCUGUUAACACCGUUUAUGGGCCAAUUGAAACGUCAUCCUUUUAUUGUUUUCGAAUCUUUUCAUUUUAUUCUUUCUUCUUGUUUUCUCUCUGCGUGACUGCUUCUCGCAUUAACAUGCUGUUUUGUUUGCAGAUUUCCUUUAGAAAAGGGGGAUACUACUGGUAACCAUAACACUUAGUGAGGAUGAAAGAAUGCUGGAAUGUUCGGAGUGAGACUGGUAGAAUUAUUUCUGAAAAGGAAGAAAGAGCCUGGUUUGCAGCAUUUAUCAUCGAGUCUAGUGUCAUCUUUUUGCUGAACGCUUUCACACUCGCCAUCUACACAAGAAAUCGUCACUUACGCAAGCCCAGUACGUACCUGAUUAUAAAUCUGACUGUGGCUGAUUUACUGGUGGGAACAGUGCUUGUACCUUUAUUAUUUUUCGUACCAGAUAAACCGGAGAGGGACCUGGAACUUAAACAGGCUUUCAGCUGCCAAUCAUUCGUGUAUUUUACUUCGGUGUACUUAUUUCCAGUUGCUUCGUUAGCUAAUAUUUCAUUGAUUUCGUUAGAGAGGUUACACGCAACCCUUUUCCCCUUUAGGCAUUGUCUUUUUGGAAGGCGGGUUUACCUCACCACUAUUUUUUGUAGUUGGUUGUUCUCCUUGACUUUGUCAUCUGCGUUUUCUCUUCUUGAUUUGCGCGCAUCGCCGGCUACUUUUCUGUAUGUACGUACAUCUUACAUUUUCCUCUCCCUUCUCAUUCUCAAAGUUUCAUAUGUCAUAAUUAUCUCAACUGUCAAAAAGAAUCCUCCCUCCCCUAAUGCUGGACCAGCGCUUUCAAAAGAAAGGAAACUAACGAUGACCUUAUUUACAGUUACUGCGUUCUCUGUUCUGACCAUUCUUCCUUGGGUUAUUUGGAAUGUUAUCGCCCCUCACAUAUAUAGUAAAUUAUGUCCCGCAGUCUUUUAUCGCAUCUAUUCCUCGUUUAAAGUAAUUUAUUUUUUCAAUUCUAUUGUCAAUCCCCUUAUAUAUGCGAUAAGAAUGCAAGAGUUUAGGAAAGCAGCCAGAAAAUGGUUGUGUUUUAAGACACUAGAACUAGCGCGAGUCCAACCAAUGGAACCUCUUACAUUGCAU
Porites lobata is the source of this 11481-nucleotide messenger RNA. Lineage: Eukaryota; Metazoa; Cnidaria; Anthozoa; Scleractinia; Poritidae. The record is from the annotation of a GenBank genome assembly.